GGUUCAGUUCAUAUGUCUCUCGCAGGUCUAUAAAAGGCGGGCACUGAGGCAUCAGUGACAUUAAAUUUUUAGAGUUGGUUGUAUCUUGAGUAAAGAAAUAUGCAGUACCUGGGUCAACCAAAAUCAGACGUGGCUAUCGCGAAAUAUGCUGUUGCGUUAAUGAUUUUGAUUCGAAUAUUGCUGUACUUGUUUAGGCAAUUCCGAAUUCGGAUCAGGAAGAACGAAAACAACAGGAUGGACCCACCGUCAGCGCCAUGGAUUCCCAUUGUCGGUAGUCUCCCGUUUAUGGGGCGAUAUCCAGAACGAGUUAUAGCGGACUGGGGUCGAAAUAGAGGCUAUGGGUCAGUAUUUCGCGUUCGAUUCGGAACAAUGAACGCUGUUGUGCUGAACGAUCUCAGCUCAAUUCAUGAAGCCUACGUUAAAAACGGCCAUCGUAUGAGCGGAAGAAUUCAGACGUCCCUAAUUCAAGAAAUGACAAAUGGCAAUGGACUGAUUUUCCUAGAUUAUGGUGACAAAUGGCGCAGUAUGAGGAAGUUUGGUCACUCAGCCUUCAAAUCAAUCAGUGCCAAUGAACACCUAAAUGAGAUAAUUGCAGAAGAGUCACAAAUGUUGGUUGCGGCUUUAGCGAAACAAUUGAACAAUCCAGAGUCUACCGACGAAUAUCUCUGUGGCAACUACAAGAGAGCACACCCACCACAAUCCCUGAAAUCACGAUAUGAUCUCAACAACAACGCCGGAGAAUGGAAGCUACUAGAUCCAGAGGAGUUCAUGCACAAAGCAACCGGUAACGUCAUGUGUAAUCUUUUAUUUGGAAGAAGCUUCAGAAAGGACGAAGAAGAUUACAAUGCUGUACUCGAAGAGACGCCCAUUCAAGCUAGAAAGAGCGCAAGUGUAUUCAUGCUUGUUUUUCUUGUACCUGCACUUCGAGGUAUGCCUUACGUAAAAGACGUGAUUGAUGAGGCCCUGUGUUUCCGUAAAGACACAUUCAAAAUGAUAAAAGAAGUUGUGGACCAACAUAUAUCAGAUUUCACCGAGCUGAAACCAGAGUCUGAUUUUGUGGAUUGUUUUAUCAACGAAAUGAAAAACGUUGACAGGGAAGACGCAAAUGAAAAUUCCUUUUUUACCUAUGAUCAACUUUUAACUUAUGUAUUUGAUAUUUUCACUGCUGGUGCUGAAACAACGGCAGAUACAUUAUUGUGGGGCUUGUUAUACCUUUCUCGAGAUCUUAAAUUACAAGCUGAGCUCAGGAAAGAAAUAAUAAAUAUCGGCGGGACUAAUUUUUUCCCAUCGGUAAAUCAUAUGUCAAAAAUGCACCUUUUAAAAGCUACAAUUCAAGAGAUCUUGAGAAUUCGCCCCAUAAAUACAUUUGGGAUGCCCCGAACCGCCACUGAACGAUGUACCAUUAAUGGUUAUGAUGUUCCCAAAGGAUCAGUGGUGCUUCCGAAUGUAUGGAGCGUUCACCACGACCCGGAAGUAUUUCCUGAACCAGAAGUGUUUGACGUUCGUCGUCAUAUAAAUGAAUUUGGUGAAUUUGUACCAUCGAAAUCCGUAGUAGGCUUUUCGGUUGGCCCAAGACAAUGCAUUGGUAAACGUAUCGCUGAUAUCGAUAUCUUUUUCAUUCUAUCAUCAAUAAUUCGAAAUUUUGAAUUUCGAUUGCCUAAAGUUUGGCAAAAUAGCACGAAGAGUUUUGUAUAUAGAGAAUUGGAUAUGAAAGGCAAAAACGGUCACGUAUUAUUAGCGCCUGAAUACGAUCUCGAAUGGAGACGAAUAGAGUAACUAAAGUAUGAUUUUUUUAGUUAUUAUUACUGUUUCAAAUAUAUAUUACUCAUCAGUGUUCUUUUUUUAUACAAAGAUAAUAAUAAAAAUUUAUAUGAAAAA
This is a messenger RNA of Styela clava, 1878 nucleotides long. Its product is annotated as cytochrome P450 2U1-like. Gene Ontology annotation, biological process: xenobiotic metabolic process. Lineage: Eukaryota; Metazoa; Chordata; Ascidiacea; Stolidobranchia; Styelidae. Gene Ontology annotation, molecular function: heme binding; steroid hydroxylase activity; oxidoreductase activity, acting on paired donors, with incorporation or reduction of molecular oxygen, reduced flavin or flavoprotein as one donor, and incorporation of one atom of oxygen. Gene Ontology annotation, cellular component: cytoplasm; intracellular membrane-bounded organelle. The record is from RefSeq and is a predicted model, not a curated record.